This is a messenger RNA of Osmerus eperlanus (European smelt), 4348 nucleotides long. RefSeq names its product heart development protein with EGF-like domains 1 (gene heg1). Lineage: Eukaryota; Metazoa; Chordata; Actinopteri; Osmeriformes; Osmeridae. The transcript has 13 exons. Gene Ontology annotation, molecular function: calcium ion binding. The record is from RefSeq and is a predicted model, not a curated record. Gene Ontology annotation, biological process: heart development. The coding region runs from base 175 to 3678 and encodes 1167 amino acids.
UAGCUCGCUUUGCCGACUCAAAACGUAUUACCCGCCAUCGUCCUCAGUGGGUAUGGCUCAACCGAAUGAUUUACAAUAAUAAGUUUCAACUGAGACCCCGUUUCCGAUGGUGGACUUGGUCGAUUUACCCCGCAUGAUUUGGGAUAUACUAGCGACCCUCUUCAGGACUUCAUCAUGGAAACGUGUUUCUUAAAUAUCGUACUCCGUCUCUUUAUGGUGGUCGUGGCAGGACCUCAAAAUGCAUGGACUUACACUAAAAGCAGCGAUAUGGACGGGACGGUGGUGACGGAAGGGCACUUUUCAAUCAACUUUUCCAACUCGAAAGAAGUAACGGCACUGCCAAAGAUUGUUUUUAGUACCGGAACAGAUUUUAGGGAAUUAAUAACUACAAGAGGUCUUCAACGGACUGAUGAGCCACAAACACAGAGAAAGUUAGGCACCGAUCAGAACAUGCACAUCUCGUUAAAGACCGACAGCUGGACACCAGAAGAAAGCAUGAUCCUCUCCACUGAGCCUCUGAGCUCCACUGUGAUGGGGACCACUGAAGCCACCACACAGUGGGAGGACCAGACCCCAGACACACUCACUGACACCUACACUGCCCUCCCAGGGAGAUCCAGGGCGGUGACACAGGAACAGAUGCCCCAGGACAACCCAGACACGGCACUCAUGUUGGGGGACUCCACAGAGAUGAGGACUGUGGGUCUGUCUGCCCACACUGACAAUGAUGAGGUGAAGACAAGGAUGAGGACUGUGGGUCUGUCUGCCCACACUGACAAUGAUGAGGUGAAGACAAGGAUGAGGACUGUGGGUCUGUCUGCCCACACUGACAAUGAUGAGGUGAAGACAAGGAUGAGGACUGUGGGUCUAAAUGUCAACACUGACAAUGAGGAGGUGAAGACAAGGAUGAGGACUGUGGGUCUAAAUGUCCACACAGACAAUGAUGAGGUGAGGACUGUGGGUCUAUCUGCCCACACAGACAAUGAUGAGGUGAAGACAAGGAUGAGGACUGUGGGUCUAUCUGUCCAAACAGACAAUGAUGAGGUGAGGACUGUGGGUCUAAAUGUCCACACAGACAAUGAUGAGGUGAGGACAGAGAUGAGGACUGUGGGUCUAAAUGUCCACACAGACAAUGAUGAGUUGAGGACAGACGAGAGGACUGUCGGCCUGUAUGUCCGCACAGCCAGUGAUGAGGUGAGGACCGUGGGUCUACCUGUCCACACAGAAAGCACCUACAUCUCUUCCACCAUCACUCGGGCCGGGGAGAGGACCCUGCUCUCUGUCACCUCCAACAGCACCUCCACCUAUACAGAAGAUUCAAACCCCUCGCAGUCUUCCUCCUGGGGGCUCAUAGCCGGGGUCACAGGGUCCCGGGACCAUGCCGACACCAAGGCUGAUGGUCUGGACUCUACUUCCCAGUCCCACGACCCUGCUAACUCCUCAUCUGAGACCGAGGGGCCUGGCCUCUCCCCAGCUACAGUCCCCCUGACAGGGCCUCCUAGCACCACUGAGCAAAACACCACUUCCUCUGAGGAGGACUCGCCCAACUCCACCCCCCCUCUCGACGUGCUCGACAACAACACCAGGUGGCAGAAAGACUCGACAGACCCCGGCCACUCUUCAGGAGGCGGGACCACCCCAGCAGAGGAUGAGGUGUCUUCGUCCUCAUCCCCCCCUGCCCCUUCGACAGAGGAUGGACCCACCAACACCACCCAGCUGGGUGGGAGUUCCUCCAGCAGCAUCGGGACCUCCACACACUCUUCCACAGGGUAUCUCGGCACCCAGAGCCAGGGCAGGACAGAAGGGAUGACCUCCCAGGCGGCCGGGGUUGAGGAGACAACCAGGCUGGGUCUGACCACCACACCACCCAGGGGCAGAGACGUCGUCACCUCAGUGGAUGACUCGCUGUCCAGGUUCUUGUCUGGUCAGCCCCCCUUCACCUCAGACACCCCCAGGCUAGGACUGGCCACUGAGGCCCAGGCCACUACUCCCAGCGCCUCCACACACAGGACCCAGGUCACGGAGGUGGAUGAGGAAACCCAUAGGGCCACGGCUGCUGCCGAAACCACCCCGACCCCACCUCUGGUCACCACCUGGACAGUCGAGCCCCCUAGUAGCAGCACCCAUUUGGAGGCCCACACCCAGCGCACCACCCCCUCCACAACCACUGACUCUAGCCUGGGCCAGCAGGCGUCGGCCUCCACCUCCCAGCACCAAGGCGGCAGUGGAACCCAGACGCAGACUCAGACCCAGAGGCCCUCCACAGGGGAGUCUCCAACAGACACCACCCUGAGGCACCUGGAGACCACCACCGCCACUCCAGACAACCACACCACCCACAGCCACCAUACCACAGCCUUUAGCAUCAGGACCACCCCCACCAGAAGCACGCUAGCACUCACCACGAGCACAAGCAGGGACACCGAAAGGGGCACCACGGAGGUGGGGGUCACCACCGCUCGGAUGGACGUCAGGUCGACACCCACAGCAGGCAGAGCAUGUUCUCCUAACCCCUGUGUGAAUGGAGGGAUGUGUGUGACCCACGGUCAGACCGACUUCACAUGCCACUGUCUGCAAGCGUGGAGUGGACCGACCUGCGGUGAUGAUGUAGACGAAUGCCAGAAUGACCCGUGCCCCCUGGUCUCCAGGUGUGUGAACACCCGGGGCUCCUUCAGCUGUGAGUGUCCCCUGGGGCUGGACCUGGAGGACGGACGCACCUGCACCAGGGCCAAGACAUUCCUGGGGACGUUCCGUGUCAACAACCCCCGCUUUGACCCCCUGCUCUCCAGGAGCACCACCCUGCAUGAGAUCCAGAGAGAGAUCCUCCAGCUGCUCAAUGCCUCGCUGUCUACACUGCCCGGUUACAGCCGCUCCACUCUACGUAAAAGAGAGGAGGACGGCCUGCGCAUCUCCGCUGUCAACAUGUUCUCCGCCUCCACGGAGGUCACCAGCUCCCAGGUCUACCACAGCAUCCAGACGACCCUCAGUAACUGUAGCUCCGCCUCCUCCCACUGCCAACUGGUCCUCCACCAUCAGCUGUCCUAUCACGAGGAGAGUCUGUGUCUGGCCCAGAAGGUUCCGUGUGACACGGAGCGCUCCGACUGCUCCGACUCUAGUGGGACGGCGUACUGCCGCUGCCGACCUGGCUACUUUAAACUCAACCCCGGAGACAUGUCCUGUAUAGAAUGUGGCGAUGGCAGCAAACUGGAAAAUGGCACGUGUGUCCGGUGCACAUUUGGAUUUGGAGGAUUUAACUGUGGGAACUUUUACAAGCUGAUUGCUGUGGUCGUUUCUCCAGCGGGGGGAGCUCUACUCCUCAUUCUCAUCAUUGCUCUCAUUGUCACCUGCUGCAAGAAAGACAAGAACGACAUAAACAAGAUUAUCUUCAAGAGUGGAGAUUUCCAGAUGUCUCCCUACGCCGAGUUUCCCAAGAGCAACCCGAGAGUGUCCAUGGAGUGGGGCCGCGAGGCCAUCGAGAUGCAGGAGAACGGCAGCACCAAGAAUCUGCUGCAGAUGACCGAUAUAUACUACUCACCCGCUCUGCGUAACUCGGACCUGGAGAGGAACGGCCUGUACCCUUUCUCUGGUUUGCCCGGCUCCCGCCACUCCUGUAUCUAUCCUGCUCAGUGGAAUCCCUCCUUCAUUAGUGAUGACUCACGACGGAGAGAUUACUUCUAGCUCACUCCGCCCCCCCUCCCCCCCACACACCAUCUGCCUUCAGCCAGUCACUCCCAGGCCUACAUGCGUGAAUGGAGGGAACCAUUUGCAUCGGUCUUUCAUGAACAUUUGCAUUGUCUGUCCAGGUGGGCAGUCGACUGAGUGUCUGUCUGGUCGUUUGUUUGUGAAAGCGAAGCGUGCACGUUUGGAUUGUGUGCAUGCGCGUGCGUGUGUCAGUUUCUGUCUGGUCUGUUGAUAACUAUUUGCCACUGAUGUGAUUUGUACAUAGAUGAAAUGUCUUAAUAUUUUACAUUUUGUUCAAAUGAAGAUUCAAAGCCUGUGAGUAAAGUCCAGUAAAUUGUUGAAGGAUUGUUCACCAGGUAAUUGUUAAAAUAUGACAGAAGAGUUGUGUUAAUUUAUUCUGUGUGUUGGAAUCUUUGGUAUGUAUGGUGAAGGUUAAUGUAGACAUAGACGUCACUCAAAGCCUGUGUGUGUGAAUUCAUUACACUAUCAGUGCCAUGUAACUGAUUUGAUUGAUUGCUUGUAUGUAAACAUGUACUGUUUAGUCUGCGAUUUUAGUUAAGAUUAUACUUUUAUGUAAUUAAUUUCUUCCUUCGUAUAUGAAUGGUGUAUUCAUUCUGGCGUUUUAGUCGGAAAUGUUAUAUUUAAAUAAAGUCUUGCACUGCAGUUU